Molecule: messenger RNA, 2099 nt
Organism: Paramecium octaurelia
Lineage: Eukaryota; Ciliophora; Oligohymenophorea; Peniculida; Parameciidae
Source: the annotation of a GenBank genome assembly
AUGUUUAAUAUUGAUUAUUCUUGUACAUAUAUUGAUCACUUAAACGAUCCUAUAUAGGGCUUUUGCUUAAACUCAGACUGUUAAUGUUCUCAAAAAUAGUUCUGUUUGAAAUGUAUUCAAGAUGUAGAUAAACACUCAAAGCAUAAAGAAGAUUGUAAAGGUUUCAAUGAAAUUCUUGGUUUAUUAACAAAAAAUAUUGCCACAUUCUCCAAUCUAUAUAAAGAAUUAGAAGGCUUAUUUCUAGAAGUUAGAGCAAUUUAUGAUAAAUAAUUAAAAGAAAUAGAUGCUACUAAGAGCAAAUUAAUUACUCUCUAGCAGAUGCUUGAAGAAUAGAAUUAUUAGGAAUUAAGAGAAAGUUCUAAUUUAUCAAUUUUAAGAUUUAUGUAUUCAUUGACUUGGAAUAGCAAAUUGGGAUUAAACAAUUCCUAUAGUAUACUUUAAUUUUAUAACAUAUAGAAAAUGAACUAUUGAUCUAAGAUCCACGAUUCAAGAACCUCAAACUGCUAUUAACUUCAUUCGAGUCACUGAAAAUUUAAACUACAAAUAAUGUCGGAAAUUCCUUUGUAUGUGUCCAAUAGUAGGGUACUGAUCCAGAGAUGUCCUACAUGAAUCAAUCUUAACAAUUAUUUGAAAUAGGUGUACUUUCAAUUAUAUUCAAAUAGGAUUAUAAUAUAUGCAAGAACAUGAAUGGGAGAAAGCAGAUUAGAUAUUUAAGAGAAGUAUAGAUAGGAAUUAGAAUGAUUAUAAGACUUUAUUCUUUUACAGUAUAUUUGAAUAUAAUUUAGGUUGGGUCUUAAUUGAAUUGAAUAAAUGCCAAGAAGCUUAGUCAUUACUAGAAUAAUCUCUUGAAUUGAAUAAAAAUCUUUCUAUUGAUUUACUUAAUUGGUGCGGAUGGGAAAGAAAUACAUCAUUUAAUUCAGUGUUAACAAUUGCUUAAGCUUAUGCCUUAGAAUUGAACGAUAAUUAAGAAAAGGCGAUUCUGCUUUAUGAUUAAGCAAUAAAUUAUGAUAAAAGGCAGACAUUUGCAUAUGCAAGAAAAGGUUUGAUAUAAUCGAUAUAUUUUAGCUACUCUGUUAGUAAAGUUCAAAAUAUAUGAUGCAGCCCUAGAAACUUUAAACGAGGGUUUAAAAAUCACUUAUAAUAAGGCCUUUAUACAUUAUUGUAAAGGUGUUAAUUUUUGAUUAUCAAUAGGAACUGCACUACUUGAGAGCCAAAAAUUACAUGAAGCAUUAAAUUCUUUUAAGGUAGCCUUUUCAUUUGAUCCAAACUUUGGAUUGAACAAUUUUAAUAUCGGUACAAAUUUUCAUCUUUAUUUAGGGAACAUAUUAAGGACUUAACAAAAGCUUGAAGAUGCAUUCAUAUAUAUGGAUUCAGCAAUAAAAAGUGAUCCAAAUCUUCUCAAGGCAUAUACUGGCAAAAGUUAUAUACACUUCUAUAAAAUUAGGUUUGGUUUUAUGCGAGAUGAAAAAGUAUGAUCUGGCGUUGGAUUGUUUAGAGUAAGUAUUGAAGAUUAAUCCAAAUUAUGAAACAGCAUACCAUUUAAGAGGUUUAUUGACAUGAUAUAAUAGGAAAUUGUCUAAAAUAAUAAAGAAAAUUCUAGGAAGCUAUUUAAUAACUAGAUAAAGCCAUAGCUUUAGAUAAUAAAUAUGUGAAUGCAUAUACACUAAAAGGUAUUGAAUUAAACUAAGUUUAAGGAAAUUGCUUAACAUGUUUGAAGUAGUAUAGUAAAGCUUUGUAAUGUUAUGACUAAGCUUUAUCAAUUGAUAAGUAAUGCAUAGAAGUGUAUAUAAAUAAAGGCAUUCUAUUACAAGACUUAAAAAAAUAUAAAGAAGCAAUUGAAUAAUAUGAUUUGGCAUUACGAAUAGAUCCUAAAUGUCCUUUGGCCUAUAAAAAUAAGGGUAUUAAAUGUUAGUUUAUAUUUAGGUGUUAUUUUAGAAACAAUGAAGAAGUUUGAAGAAGCAAUAAUCUGUUAUUAAUUAGCAAUUGAAUUAGGAGAUGCUGAUUCUGAUCAAAUUAAAAAGUGGAUUGGAUCGAUUAAAGUUAAGAAGGGAAUAUCAUGGAUUUUUGGAUAUUGAUGUUGUUAUUAAAUAAUAUAAAAU